Messenger RNA from Daphnia carinata, 2254 nucleotides. RefSeq lists its product as uncharacterized. The record is from RefSeq and is a predicted model, not a curated record. The transcript is spliced from 9 exons. Bases 131 to 1597 code for a protein of 488 amino acids. NCBI's taxonomy places the organism in Eukaryota, Metazoa, Arthropoda, Branchiopoda, Diplostraca, Daphniidae.
GCCCGAUCAUGUUCCAAAAGAUUGAUGGAGUCGUUUAAACAGUGAAGCAGCAACUACCAUAGAGUGCCUUCCGAUCCUUGCGGCUAUUGCGAAGAGAAGAGAAAAUAAAACAAAAUUCGACAAAGAGAAAAUGACCGGUAUCGAUGUGAAGAUGAUUCGCCUGGUGGUGUUCGCUUCCCUCUUUGGUGUCGCAGUUUUGUGCGUCCUUGCAGUCUGCGCGUUUCUUCUUCACAGACACUUGACUAGCAGCAUACGAAAAUGGAAGUUACCUUCUCUGCCCACUACCGCCCGCAUCAAAAUCAGUGGCAGCCCUCUGGAUACAGACGCUCACAUUAAGCUACUCCAUCAGCAGCCGCGUUUAAGUGGAUCCGGAAUGACGAUGGCCGAAAUGAGCCCUCUGGUACGUCACAAACAGUUGUGCAAUUUCAAACAAGUCGAAGCUGAUCCACAGCCGAUGGGUAGCUGCAAUACUUUGACGACUCAGCAUCAAGUUGCAUCAUCAACGAAGACCCUCAUCCGGCCGUUGAGUCAAUCAGCGCAGUACCUGGCACGGCCAAGUUCACAGAUGUUCCAGCAGACGUCGUUGACCAAUCUGAUCGGAAACGAUGACACUAGCGACAGCAAUCAAGGUCACGGGCGCAACAUUGACGAUUGCCAACAGACACCACAAGUGGAACUCACUUUGGUUUACGUCUCCGCUUCCGCCCAGCUCUUGGUGCACAUCCACCAACUAUCGAACGUGACACUCGUCCGUUACGGCAAGGAAUCGAGCAACGUUACAGUCAAAGUAGCGUUGGAUGGCCGCAUCAGGCGAGUUUUUCGUUCCGUUCUGAUUGCUCCCGUCAGUUCAUCAAUUGGCCAGCCGACGAAAUCGCAGCAGCCGCAACAACGGUGCGCACAGGUAUUCAAGUUUGCUGACGUCACGACCGACGACCUGCUGAACGGACAUUUGAUCAUAACUAUUUACCUGGGGCGAGGGCGAUGGAAAAGCGACAAGAAAAUUGGGUUCUUUAAUGUCCGCCUCGGGGAAAUGGCGCUAGCUGACGGUGUCCCUCAGUCCCGCACGGGAUUUCUGAGUCACGACAAACCGGACGGCGUAGGUAAAAAUAAAAAGGACGCUCAGACAGAACCGUGUCGACGGAUCACGGGGGUGUCCGAACUGGGCCAGCUUCUUAUUUCUCUCCGACGGGAGCAACACUCUACCGCUGGAACUUUGUCGUUUCGACUCAAAAUCCUGGUACACCGAGCUCACGGAUUGCCACCAACCAAAACUGUGUUUGAACCCGAGUAUAUCGUCGUGGUCAACGCCUCCUAUCCUGAUGGAGGAUCUGAAAUAAAAGAAACCAAGCCUGCGAGGGGAAAAGCUCCUGAAUGGAACCAGACCAUAGAAUUCGAUGUAACUGAUCGACCGAUCGCGUCGUGCUGGCUUCAUUUGGUGCUUAUGCGGAAGACGAAGAAGGGCCACAGUCCCAAUGCGACUGUUGGUCACCUGACCCUCGGCGCAAAUUCGACGCCCGACGGCGAACGCCAUUGGCAGUCUCUUGUCAAUACUCACGAUGUGGAAAUUCCGCAAUGGCAUCGCCUAACAUCCCGCUAGUUUACUCUACGUUUUUGAACCAAGACUGGCAAUAUCCUUGAUGUUUUUAUUAAAUCAAAUCUGUGUGGUCAUCGAGCAAAUGAAAAUCAAAUUAUUCUCCCCCCCCCCCAUCUUUUCCAGCUUUCUCUCAUUCGUUAUUCAUUUGAAACCAUCACAUAAAAAAUUCAUUAGACUGUCAUUCCAGAUGUUAUACGGGCAUGAACUGAUUAUUUUAAUCUUGUAAUCAACGGAAUGGUUCAAAGUCAAGGUGUACAAGAUGUCGGCCAGGAGAAAGUUGGAAGAUAAAUUUCGUUUUUGAUGUUAUACUCUUGAAUGUCUGACAAGUUGCAUCCCAUUUCGAAAUUCAUUCCGUCACAUUUGUUAUUACAUUUCGUUGGCCUAUAUAUUUAGUCCGUUUCGUAGAGGGUGUUGAAAAAUGUAAGGUCGCAUUCAAAUUGGAGGUGAGUGGUGAAACAAACAACACGUAAACGACUCGAGUAAUUGAAAAUCAGGCUCCUUAGAACGAAUUUCAACUCGUUAAACAGUUAAAUGGCAUCGUGACUGAAACGACCCCCGUCAACAAGAAAACGACCGUGUUGUUAUUGUAACACAAAUGAAGGGUAAGGGUUCAUCCGUUGGCACAUCAGUUCAUCGCUCAUAAAAGAACCGUUGUAUUCC